This is a messenger RNA of Juglans microcarpa x Juglans regia, 2143 nucleotides long. RefSeq names its product pentatricopeptide repeat-containing protein At1g80270, mitochondrial-like. The coding region runs from base 93 to 1937 and encodes 614 amino acids. Gene Ontology annotation, cellular component: mitochondrion. The transcript is spliced from 3 exons. Gene Ontology annotation, molecular function: protein binding. NCBI's taxonomy places the organism in Eukaryota, Viridiplantae, Streptophyta, Magnoliopsida, Fagales, Juglandaceae. The record is from RefSeq and is a predicted model, not a curated record.
CAACGGAGAUUUGGUAGAGUACAGAGGGUUUUCGUAGGCUUAGAAGGAAGUCCCCUUUCCGUGACUGCCUGGGUUUAUCUCCGUCUUUGAUCAUGUGGUGUCUCCGUCGAGCAGCUCACCCUUUCAAGAAGCAAGGUUACUGCCUUGAGGCUUCAAGGGUUUUUGGUUCAAAAUCGGACACUUCAAGUAAUGUGAGAGGCGACGGAGGUAGUAUAUGUUGCCCUGCACAAUUAAUUUCUCCUAAACUCCUUUCGGUAAAGUUGUUUCACCUCACUCCAGUUCUUGAUAGAAUCUUUGUGGGUAGUCAUAGUCUUUGUUCACUUGCGGAUGAAUGUAGUGGUGGGAAAACCCAUGUGGAAGGUAAAUUUCUGGAACCUGAAACAACUGCAACAGUCGAUGUAAUUGUGGGCAGUAAUGCCGAGGAAGAAGGUGGGGAAGUUUUAGCUUCAGAAACAGUGUUUUUGGAUGAUGAUUUUUCAGAUGCUGAAAAAGGUAAGGGUGGCGAGGACUCUCACGAGAAAAAGGCUUAUUUAGAGUUGUGCAAGGCUAUAAUGGAUAGUCCAAGCCAAUCUGUUGCCAGUAUUCUUGAUAAGUGGGUUGAGGAAGGGAAUGAUUUCGAUCAACUCACGAUUUCUGGGGUUUUCAUUGGCCUUCGGAGGCGUCCGAUGUAUAACAAGGCAUUACAGUUCUCAGAGUGGUUGGAGACUACUAAGAAAGUUGCUUUUACCGAACGAGAUUAUGCUGCUCGCCUUGAUUUGAUUGUUAAAGUUAAAGGUAUCCAAAAGGCAGAGAAGUACAUUGAGAGAAUCCCAACGUCGUUUAAAGGAGAAUUAGUAUACCAAACCCUACUAGCUGCCUUCGUCCAUCUUGUUGACAUGAACAAAGCAGAAACAGUGUUUGAGAAAAUGAGGGAGCUGGAGUUGCCAAUCACGGUCUCUGCUUUCAAUCAAAUGAUAAUUCUCUACAAGAGGCUUGACAGGAGAAAGAUAGCUGAUGUAUUGUCUUUAAUGGAGAAAGAAAAUGUCAAGCCAUCGCUUCUUACAUACAACCUCUUAAUAGACAUCAAAGGUGAGUCAGGUGACAUUGUAGUAAUGGAGCAAUUGUUUGAGAGUAUGAAGGCUGCAGGAGUAUCACCCGACGUCCAUCUUUUAACUGUCUUGGCUAAACAUUAUAUAUCUGGGGGAUUGAAACAUAAAGCUCAAAAUGUCUUGAAGGAAAUUGGAGAGGAAAAGCUGAAGGGAAGUUUUGGGGCUCGCACAGCACUGCUGGGACUCUAUGCUUCUCUUGACAAUUCUGACGAGGUGGCUAGAAUUUGGAAGGAAUGCGAAUUGUAUCCCAGGAUGAGCGAGUGCACUGCAGCUAUAGAAGCUUGGGGCAAGCUGGGAAAAGUUGAGGAGGCAGAAGCAGUCUUUGAAAUAAUGCUUCAGAAGUGGAAGAGACUCUCUUCAAUGCGGUACUGUGCACUUUUGAAAGUUUAUGUUGACCAAAAGCUUGUGACAAAGGGGAAGGAAUUUGUGAAGCGGAUGGAAGAUAGUGGGUGCUGGGUUGGCCCUUUGGCUUGGGACGCAUUGGUGAGACUCUUUUUGAUAGCUGGGGAACUGGAGAAAGCUGACUCCAUUUUGCACAAGGCAACUCAGCAGAACCGGGAAAGGCCAUCAUUCAGAACUUACAUGGUUGUCAUGGAAGAGUACGCAAAGCGGGGUGAUAUACAUAAUGCUGAGAAAUUGUUCCACAGAAUGCAGCAGUGUGGGUAUACCGGCCGUCUCAAGCCAUUUGAUAUUCUGAUUCAGGCAUAUAUCAAUGCCAAAGUUCCUGCAUACGGGUUUCUAGAGAGGAUGAAAGCAGAGAACAUAUUUCCAAACAAAGCAUUUUCCUUACAGUUUGCACAAGCUGAUCCGUUCAGGAAGAACAGGGCAUUGGAUUUGCUUGAUCUAUAAAGGUUAGCUUUGGUAGAGUUUGCAAUAUUAACGUCUAACUUAAUGCAAUUUUUUAAUAGUUUUAUAGGUGAGAGAGAGAGAGAGAGAGAGAGAGAGAGAGAGAGAGACUCAGUUUUUGUAAUUGUGACCUAGGAAUUUUCUCAAAGAGUGGUUGAUACUUUUUGAAAAACCUUUUGCUCAAGUGUUUUUAUUCUUUUGCAUUUCAA